CGGGGUCGCGGGCGGGCGACGGCAGCGCCCGGCAGAGGUGCGCGGCCUCGGCGGCCGCCUUGCCCAGCCCUCCGGCCACGUCCCCUUUGUGGCGGAGCUGGGCCGAGGGACGGGGCUCCUCCGGGCGGCUUCCUGGGGGUCGGACCCACGGAGAAGGCCCGCGGCGGCCGGGCCGCGAUGCGGAGCCGGGGAGGGGCCGGCGGGGCGCUUGGGAGCGGGCCGGGGGCUGCGGGAGCCCGGCGGCCCCUCGCCCGGCGGCCGGGGAUGGCGGGGCGAGCGCCUGUGCGCUGACUACAGUCCCCAGGAUUCAGCGGGGUUGGCAGCGCUGGAGUCCGACCUUGGGGAGGAGAAGCAGCUGUAGGGCUCCUUCCCGGCUGGAGCCGCCGGAGCGGAGCAGCCGGGGUGCCGGCGAUGCCCGGGACCCCGGAGCGGGCAGGGGCGGGCAGGGAGCCGGCCGCCCGGGGCGCGCGUCCUUCCCGCUCCGCCUGAGCCGUGCCCGGGAGGCUGCCAGGCUGUCCCCGCCGGGGCCGUGCCCUCCGUGCUGCUCGCCUGGGCCUCCGGCGCCAACGGGAAGAGCCACGAAGGUGCUGCCCCGAGGAAUGGCUGCGGAUGUGCACAAGAAGAAAGGCUGGGAAGUGCCCAACGGAUCCCUGGCGCCGGGAGAUGGGCGGCACGCCGAGCGGGCCGAGAGCCCCACGCCGGGGCUGGCGCAGGGCACGGAGCCGGGGGCGGGCCAGGAGGGAGCCAUGUUUGUGCACACCCGCUCCUACGAGGACCUGACGAGUCCCGAGGACGGCGGAGCGGCGGCCCGGAGCCCGGAGGAGAGGCAGGGGGAGCCGGCCGAGGCCACCAGCAUGGAGCAGAUCAGCAAGGACUUCAGCGAGCUGAGCACCCAGCUCACGGGCAUGGCCCUCGACCUGGAGGAGGAGAUGCGGCCGAGCAAGGAGGGGAAGCUGGAGCCGUCCCCGCAGGCCGCCCGCCGCGACUCGGUGCUCUCGGGCAGGGAGGAGGAGGACGUCACCAUGGACACCUGGCGCAUGCACCGGAAGCAUGUGUUCGUGCUGAGCGAGGCGGGCAAGCCCGUGUAUUCCCGCUACGGGUCCGAGGAGGCCCUCUCCAGCACCAUGGGUGUCAUGAUGGCCCUGGUGUCCUUCCUGGAGGCUGAGAAAAAUGCCAUCCGGUCCAUCCACGCAGCAGAUGGCUACAAGGUGGUCUUCGUGCGGAGGAGCCCACUGGUGCUGGUGGCAGUGGCGCGGACUCGGCAGUCGGAGCAGGAGAUCGCCCACGAGCUGCUCUACAUCUACUACCAGAUCCUGAGCCUGCUCACCUGGACCCAGCUCAACCACAUCUUCCAGCAGAAGCAGAACUAUGACCUGCGCAGGUUGCUCGCCGGCUCCGAGCGCAUCACUGACAACCUCCUCGACCUCAUGGCCCAUGACCCCAGCUUCCUCAUGGGUGCCGUGCGCUGCUUGCCCCUGGCUGCCAGCGUCAGGGAUGCUGUGAGCACCAGCCUCCAGCAGGCCAAGGCCAAGAGCCUCGUCUUCUCCAUCCUCCUGUCAGGGAACCAGCUGGUGUCUCUCGUCAGGAAGAAGGACCAGUUCCUCCACCCCAUCGACCUCCAUCUCCUCUUCAACCUCAUCAGCUCUUCCUCCUCCUUCCGGGAGGGCGAGGCCUGGACUCCCAUCUGCCUCCCCAAGUUCAAUUCCAGCGGCUUCUUCCACGCCCACAUCUCCUACCUGGAGCAGGAGAUGGACCUGUGUCUCCUGCUGGUCUCCACUGACCGCGAGGACUUCUUCACCGUCUCCGACUGCAAGCGGCGCUUCCAGGAGCGCCUGCGGCGGCGGGGGGUGCACCACGCUCUGCAGGAGGCCCUGCGCACCCCUUUCUACAGCGUCGCCCAGGUGGGCAUCCCUGACCUCCGGCACUUCAUCUACAAGUCCAAGAGCUCGGGGCUCUUCACCAGCCCUGAGGUUGAGGCACCCUACGUGCGGCAGGAGGAGAAGGAAAGGCUCUUGGGGCUCUACCAGUACCUCCACAGCCGGGCUCACAACUCUUCGCGCCCCCUGAAGAACAUCUACUUCACGGGCCCCCGCGAAAACCUCCUGGCUUGGGUAACCAGCGCCUUCGAGCUCUACAUAUGCUACAGUCCCCUGGGGACCAAGGCUGGCGCCAUCAGUGCUGUCAACAAGCUCAUGAAGUGGAUCCGCAAGGAGGAAGACCGGCUCUUCAUCCUGACACCCCAGACGUACUGACGGGCAUCGCCCACGCGUGAUGCCGGCUGGGGGGGGCCCUGCUGGGCUGGGGCGCCCAUCCCUCAGGGCAGCCCGGGCCAUGCCCAAUCCUCCUCGUGAGCAAGGGGGAGAGGGCACGGAGUGACCCCGGGAGCGCGGGGAAACCCACCCGUGGGACCGCGAAACCCGGGUGUUAGAGACGGGGGGCAAAGCUGCCUGGGGAAGGGGUGAGCAGGGCUUUCGCUCAUCUUCAGGCAAUGCCCUCCCUCCAGGGGGGCUGCCCUUCCUCUGCGGCCCCAGGGUCGGUCCCUCGCUGUGGGGCUCCUGGAGCGGGGCUACAGGUGUCCCCUCGUUGCUGGAAGAGAGCUGAGCCCCCCAGGUCCCGCAGCCCGCGCCUGGCACCCUCCGUGCACCGCUGUCCUGCGGCCGUGCCGAGGGUGGGGGGCUCCCUGGGGGGAUGUGGCAGUGCUGGGGGCCCCUGUACUGCUGUGCCCGCAGUGGGCAGGUGACAGCGCCUGGCUGGGGACAGGGCUGGCCCCGGCACUGCCAGUGCUGCUCCUUGCCCUGCCCGAGGGGAGCAGUGUCCCUGGAUGCCAGGACCACCCCGGAGCCCUGAUCCUGGCAGGCUGGCCUGGAGCCACGGCUGCGAGAAGGGCCCGAGCGGUGCCCCUCGGAGGCGGAGGGCCUGCCAGAGCCGGCAGCGGCUGUUUGUGCACCCACAGCAACUAUGGGUGCUGAGGUGGCCCAAGCACCGCCUGCCACGCUCGGCUUGUCCUCGGGCAUGGCAGGUCAGCGAGGGCCCUGCCUACCUCCCCGUGGGCACACGAAGCAGCCCCAGAGACUCGGGGUGGCAGGAUGCCUGGCGGGGUGCUCGGGGCCGUGUCGGGCUGCCGGAGGGUGGCUCCCGAGUUGGCCACCCCCUCGGAUGGUGGUGGCAGAAUCAGCCCCAUCCUGCCCCCCACGCGAUGCCAGACCCCUCGCAGCAUGCCCCAAAGGGGCAGCUUGAGCGCAGCCCACCCGAGACCCCACUGGCACGGGGCCGUGGCGCUGCGUGGCCCAGGAGGGUCUUUGCCCAAACCCGGCCCCUUGAGCCAGCUCCACUGGGCGCCUGGGACCGGUGUCCCCGGUGGGGAAGCAUGGCCUGACCACACGUUUUGGGGCUGUCUGCCGAGCACUGGGGUAGACGUUCGGGGAGGAGGAGAGUGACCACAGCGACACCGAGGGAGCUGGGAAGGACCAGGCAGGGCUAGGGCAGGAACUUUGGCUCCUGUAUUUACACUCCUGCCAGACUGUAAUUGCUUGUCUUUGCUCAUAAACAUUAUCUGGACCCGAAA
Messenger RNA from Dromaius novaehollandiae (emu), 3565 nucleotides. RefSeq names its product MON1 homolog A, secretory trafficking associated (gene MON1A). The record is from RefSeq and is a predicted model, not a curated record. The coding region runs from base 600 to 2252 and encodes 550 amino acids. Gene Ontology annotation, cellular component: Mon1-Ccz1 complex. Gene Ontology annotation, biological process: protein targeting to vacuole; protein secretion; vesicle-mediated transport. Lineage: Eukaryota; Metazoa; Chordata; Aves; Casuariiformes; Dromaiidae. The transcript is spliced from 6 exons.